This is a messenger RNA of Spodoptera litura, 1632 nucleotides long. RefSeq lists its product as uncharacterized. Lineage: Eukaryota; Metazoa; Arthropoda; Insecta; Lepidoptera; Noctuidae. The record is from RefSeq and is a predicted model, not a curated record.
AUUGUUAAGAAUCACUCUUGCGGCAUGGAUAUCACUCACUCGUGUUUUGUUUACGUCUUCAAACAGUCAACCGUAUCUCGGCUGUGAAUAAUUCCGCCAUUACGUCAUGAUUAGAUUUGCUCUGUUUUUCUUCUUUUAACAAGUAUUUAAGUGGCGGGGAUUUUUAAAGUUCAAGUGUAUGUGUUUGUAUUAGGUGGCGCUCCGUCAAUUACACGACUACGUUUUAGACAAACCUACUUUAUUUUUAUUGUUUAUCUUACUUUGUGCUCGCUUGUUUGUAAUGUAAUGCAUUAAUUGUGUGUAUAAUACAAAUUAUUGGUAAAAGAUAUUGCUUAAAACCAUUAUUUACUUUUUUUUCGGCCGCGAUGCACAGUCGAGUACGGACGUGUGUACGCUGCUCGCAACGAAUAUUUUAUUCGCGAAUUGCGCGGCUAUAGCCGCUGCCCGUGUACGUAGCAAUGAGUUCUAAACCUCUCAUAGCAAACGAGUUAUUGGCAUUCUUGAAGCAUGCCAUUGAUUAUAUGGACGAGAUCAGCAUCUUGCAGAUCUGCAAGUCUGCCUUCAAGGAAGCAGAGAUAUGCAGUGCUAAGUUGCUGUUGUUCCAGACGCUCGGCAAAAUCGACCAGAUGCCGUCUCGCCGGAGAGAUGGUACCGAGAAGAGUAUCCAGGACAUAAUCACCCUGAUGAAAGAGACUGACCCGGAUGACGUGCCCGAUUUCGUGGUGAAGGACCUGCACAAACUGCCGCCCAUCACGUUUGACCACGUCGACGUAACCAGGCUUCUUAAGGACAUUACAUCCCUCAAAGUUAGCCUGGCCGAGCUGCAGUCAAAAUUGGAGGUAUCAAAUAACACCAUAUGUGACUUACGUGCCGAGGUAGUGCUGUUACGCAGCGCUGUUUCGGUAACUGGGUCACCUGACGCCUCCAAUAUGAACACACGACAUGGAGCGGAAAACGCUGCGAUCAGCAGUUCGUUGGUGGCGAGUGCGUCACCCAUUAAAACUGCAAGCGUAGCAUCACGCGCCACCGCCGCCUGCGCUUCGACACCGGUGCAAGUACAGGCUUGUGUAGGUACGUUGACCCCUAAACGUGCCUAUGCAGAUAUCGUUGCCGAUAACCAAACUGAAUCGUCGCAGAAAAAGCAAGCGGCCAAUAUAAAACGGGGUCAAGCAAACCAGCCUAGUCUGAAAAAGGACAAGCAUGACAAUGAGGGCUUCAUUAAGGUAGAAAGGAAGAAGAAGCCUCUUUGCCGCAACCAGUGCGGUACCGCGCUGGCAGGACCCAACAUGCUGCUGCGUCCAGCGACACCCACGACGCUGCUGUACGUGUCCCGACUGCAUCACUCCACGAAGGCAGAGGAUGUCGUGGAGUAUUUGCGAGUGAAGACGAACUGGAUCUUGAGAGUAGAGAAGUUGGAGUCGCGCCACAAUAUUAACUUCAAGUCGUUCGUGGUGCGGGUUCCAACACAUGAUCUUGAAACCUUUCUCAAGGAACAGUUUUGGCCGAAGGGUAUCGUGUAUCGGCGUUUCCGUGGCCGGCUACGUGAUACCAGUCAGCGAAACACGACGCCGUCUCUUCGUGUGCAAUAAUUAUAAUUAUGAGUUUUGUUAUUGUAUAUCUAUUAGUUUAUUG